Messenger RNA from Schistocerca cancellata (South American locust), 1212 nucleotides. Its product is annotated as phosphatidylinositol 3-kinase 2-like. The record is from RefSeq and is a predicted model, not a curated record. Bases 1 to 1212 code for a protein of 403 amino acids. NCBI's taxonomy places the organism in Eukaryota, Metazoa, Arthropoda, Insecta, Orthoptera, Acrididae. The transcript is spliced from 4 exons.
AUGGAAGCAGAGUCGGCCCCCGCGCUAGGCGAGCGUCCCGUGUCGGCGGCGGCGCAGCUGCUGCACGUGCCGUGCGAUGGCGCCGCCUCCGCCCCCGACACCACCUCGAACCCGGAUCGCCUCGACAACGACGUCGCCGAUAACAACAAUAACAACAACAACCACCGUGCCUCGAGUAACGGCGAUGACGAGGAACGCUGGUCGUCGGCACUGUCGGAACGUACCUGCUCCACCAACAAUAACCACGAACCGAAUGCCGGCCCCGAAGAAUUUACUACCCAGAGGAGUCUACUGCGUCAGGCGUCUUCGCCCUCCAGGCUGGGACUCGUUGUCGCUGGAGACGAGAACCUGAACACCUACAGAAACAGCAAUGCGGGGCAAAACUGUGCCGUCGGGCGAGCGCCGUCGCAGUUGUCGGAGGCGGAACUGGAGCCGCUGUUUGGUAGCACUGUGGACGAAGAGCAGGGCAGACGGGAGACCCCCAGCGACGUGGUGGAGCGCCGCGUCGCGUCCUCCAGGCUGCUGCGGCGCCGCACCGACCCUCUGGACGCGGCGUCGCUGCUGAUGCCGCUGCCCAGGGACUACCGCGACGCGCUGUCGUCGCUGCUGUGGCAGCCUUACGACUGCCGCAGCGACGACGACGCCGCCCCCGCGCUGCUGGCGUCGUCGGCGUCCUCGUCCCCGUCGACGAGCUCCUCCGAGGCGAGCGUGGCCGCCGCGCCCCUGCUGGCCCUCCGGCGGUGGCCGGCCGACGAAGCUGCGGCGCUGCCUUCGCUCCCCGCCGGAGCGGCGGUCGGCGGCGGCCGCGGCUGCGACCAGUUGCCGUUCGGCUGCCUCCAGUGCUGCGGCGACAGCAGCCGCGCGGCCUGCCCCCGCGACAUGUUGGUCAACGUGCCGGCGCCGCCGCCGCCCCCGCCCCAGCAGGCCGCUCCGUCUACGGUCCUCGCCCCCUCGUCGUCGUCCUCGCCCCCUCCUCCGCAGCCGGAGUCCGUCAGUGUUGUGGUGAAUAGUGGCUCGUUCCCAGUGGUGAAUGUGACGAACGUGCGGACCUUCACUUCGACCGAGGCGCAGACUGACGAUUUCGGCGACGUGCCCGCGGCGUCGCGAGAGGCGCGAGCGGCGGCAGCAGCGGCGCCUGGGGGCAGCGCCGGGGGCGGUGCCGCCCCCGCUGGCCGACGGCCCGCCGCCGCCUCCGGGGGACCGCCUCCCUGA